Heterocephalus glaber (naked mole-rat) is the source of this 2038-nucleotide messenger RNA. The record is from RefSeq and is a predicted model, not a curated record. Lineage: Eukaryota; Metazoa; Chordata; Mammalia; Rodentia; Bathyergidae.
CCAGAGAGGCCGGAAGUGCGACGAGCUGGGGGCCGCGCUGCCCGCGCUGGCGGUGGAACGCCUCGAUCACCCCGCAUUUCCUCCCCCAGGUCUGGGGUCGAGCAGGCCCCAGAUGGACCCUGAGAAGGACGAGGAGGGGGCGCCGCAGCCUGCAGGGCCGCCCUCGAGGAAGAAGUUUGUCAUCCCGUUGGACGAGGAUGAAGUGCCUCCUCCGGGGGCCAAGCCCUUAUUCAAAUCCACGGGAAACCUUCCCACCAUGGAGACCUCAGCCCAGGGCGCCCAGCAGACCUAUGCUGAGUACGCUAUUUCCCAGCCUGCAGGAGGGGCGGCAGCCACAUGCCCCACGGGGUCAGAUUCCUUGGCAGGAGAGACCCCCAACCAGGCCCUGAAACCAGGGGCCAAAUCCAACAGCAUCAUCGUGAGCCCCCGGCAGAGGGGCAACCCUGUGCUGAAGUUUGUGCGCAACGUGCCCUGGGAGUUUGGUGAAGUGAUCCCUGACUACGUGCUGGGCCAGAGCACCUGUGCCCUCUUCCUCAGCCUCCGCUACCACAACCUGCACCCCGACUACAUCCACGAGCGGCUGCAGAGCCUGGGGAAGAACUUCGCCCUGCGCGUUCUGCUGGUCCAGGUGGAUGUGAAAGACCCUCAGCAGGCCCUCAAGGAGCUGGCUAAGAUGUGCAUCCUGGCUGAUUGCACACUGAUCCUUGCAUGGAGGAACUCCUUCGUGAGCCCUGCUGUCUCCUGGCCCCAGGGUCCUCAUCUGAUACACAGGGCCUUACUCUCUUGUAUGGUCUCAUGCACACCACCAGGUGAGCCAGGUGUGACAUGUAAGUCUGUGAUCCCAGCACUGGGGAGGCCAAGGCAGGAGGAUGGCUGCAAGUUCAAGACCAGCCUGGGCUACACAGUGAGUUCAAGGCCAGCCUGAACUACAUAGCGAGACCCUGUCUCAAAAAACUAAGAAGAAAUACUUGUUGUAUAACAAAGAUUUUAGCUGGGAAUGCUGGCACAUGCCUUUGGUCCCAACUACUGAGGAGGCUGGGGCAGGAAAAGUGCUUGAGUGUAAUUUAUUUUUUUCCAGUACCAGGGAUCGAACUUAGGACCAUGCGCUUGCCAGGAAGGCACAGCACCACUGAGCUACAUCUCCAGCCCAAGUAGUUUUUUUUUUUUUUGGUACUGGGGAUCCACGCAGAGCCCAAGUAGUUUUUUGAGACCAAACUGGGAAACACAGUGAGACUCUAUUUAAAAUAAACAAACUUGCCAGGCAUGGUGGCACACACCUGUAAUCCCAGCACUCGGGAGGCUGAGGCAGGACAAUCACAGGGAGUUGGAAGCCAGCCUGGGUUACACAGUAAGACCCUGUCUCAAAAAACCAAAACAAAACCUCAGAAGGGCUGGGUAUUUAGCUCAGGGGUUUUGCCGCCUGCUGUGCAAGUACCAGGACCCGAGUUCCAUCCCCGGUACCAAAAAAAAAAAACCAACCUCAGAAAAGUUCCACUUUUCUCACUGGUGGGCAGCUGGGUGUCUCAGGAGGUUGUCUUCCUGGUGCAGUCUGAAAAAUGAGAAGUGUUCUGGUUUUCUUCUCUCUCAAAUGCAGCGCAGGUGCUGGGACCAAGAGCCCAGAUGUCCCUUCCGAGAUAGCCAGCAUUUCCUAGACAGGCUGCUGAGCCCCGGGUUCUGGUACUGGCAGCACUGACCCAUUCAGUUUGUUUCAAGACAGGGUCUUGUUAUGUCAUCCAGGCUGGCCUCCAACUUGUGGGGAUUCUCCUGCCUCAGCAUCCCAAGUGCUGGGAUUAUAGGCGCCACCACCACGCCUGGCCCCAUUUAAUCUUCACAGUUCUACCACUGCCCACUUUUCAGAUAAGGAAACUGAGGCCCACAGAGAUCCAAUCACUGGCCCCAGGUCACCCAGGGGGAACUGGGUUGGGGCCUGAACCAGAAACCCCAAGAACUUCCACGUCCCCGUGUUGGAGCCCGGGGUUGCUGGCCUCAGCAUCACGACCACCAGGAAGUGAAUCUGUGACAUGGCAGUCCCCAACUG